AUGUGGAAGAAGGGCCGGGCCCAGGGCUCCUCGGCUCUGAAUGAUGAGCCUCGCGUCCACCCAAAGGUGUGGCUAGAAGAGACCCCUGGGGGCUGCUCACCCAACAAGAGGGUGGUGUCUGUGGGGCAGGCACUGAGUGCCAGAGCCCAGCCUGCCUGCGCCAUCUCCCUGGGCCCUCAGGACCCCGGGGCAGGUCUGGUAUUGUCACUGCCAUCUUACAGGUGGAAGCGGUUUCUGGUUACUUCCUGCUCCUCCCAGCCCAUCACUGGGAUGCCGAGACUGGGGGGCCGAGGGUUCUCCAUCCUGGUGCUCCCGGGCUCAGCCCUGCUCCAGGGGACAGAGGCAGCUGCGUGGUGGCGAGGAUGUCCUGAGAUUCUCUGUGGCCGAGAGGCAGGGGUCCCGCCGGGACCUGCAGGUCUGUUUGAUGUUCAGGAGAGAUGUCCAGCCAAGGCCACAGGGAAGGGACUCACCACGAGCAGGCCUCUGCUUUUUGCGGGGCGGGAGGGAAACCAGGCUAGCUGCGGGACGUUCGGUGACUUGCCCAAGGCCACACAGCAGGGAGCUGGCUUCUCCGUCCGGAACGGAAUCCUCUCACUUGGGCUGGCGCGCUCUGAUCCGGCUGUGGCCCUCGUUGGCCUGUUUGGCCCCCCUUGCUUCCUUCUAACGCCCAGCAGGCCCCUGCAACCCAGCUGUACCCUGCGAUGUGGUCCCAAAGGAGGUGAGCCGCACCCUGAGACAGCAGAGUGUGGCAGUUCACCGGGGCGCCUGCAGGUGGGCUGCAGUGACCAAGAAGGGACGAGGGGGCAGGACAUGCCCAGAGUGAACAACAGGAGAAACGCUACAGCAGGGGACAAGUGCAGGACAGCCUCCAGUGUCAGGGAGCAGGUCAACGUGGGGCCGUGGAGAGAAGCAGGUGGCCAGUGCCUUCGGGGCCCCCGGCAACUUGCCAGGCGCUGGGGGAGACGCACAGGUUUUCCCUCAAGAAGCCUGCUGAGGCUCCAGGCCCGCAGAGCGCAGACCGGAGGCUGUAGCCCGGCCACAAGGUGCAGUGGAGGCGUCUGAAACCAGGCCGCCCACAGGAUGCUGGAAGCCACAGGGGCUUGGUGGGUAUCCGUCAUGUGAAAGACACCGAGAGGCCUGCUCUGCUCCCCCCUCCACAGCUCAGGGAAGGUGGUUCCUGAGCACAGGAGGAAAUACCCUCCUCCCUGGGGGUCUCGGGGCACUGUCCCCCCGGGACUCUCCCCCACCUCCAACGGACCGCCCAUGACACACAGGAGGCCUUCCUCUCGACUCUUCUGGGCAUUUGUAUGUUUGCGGCAGGGUCUCACUCUGGCGCUUGCUGUCCACCCGGAACUGGGAAAGCCAGACGGGCAGCGGCCUCAGUCCUUCCCAACUCAGAC
Molecule: messenger RNA, 1400 nt
Organism: Acinonyx jubatus (cheetah)
Lineage: Eukaryota; Metazoa; Chordata; Mammalia; Carnivora; Felidae
Exons: 6
Coding region: 1-1062 (353 amino acids)
Source: RefSeq, a predicted model, not a curated record